AACAAAUUGAUAUAAAUGGAUAUUUGCACAUAGCAACAGAAACAUUGCUACUUGUGUGUUGUCACGAACGAAUCAGGAUUUGUUCCGGUCUAAUAUGGCUGACCAGUUGUUGAAUGCAGCAAAGGAUGGAAGUUGUGUGAGUUCAACAGGUAGAAAUGGAGAUAAAGAAUUGCUAGAGGCAUCGAGUAAAGGACAUCUUAAAAUUGUUCAAGAACUUUUAAAGAAUGGAGCAGAUGUAAAUAUAGCUAAUAAAGAUGGUGACACACCAUUGAUAUUGGCCUUGAGUGAAGGACAUCCUGAAAUAGCACAAGAACUGUUGAAGAAUGGAGCAGAUGUGAAUGGGGUUAAUCAAAAUGGCGACACAGUAUUGAUGCUGGCAUCAGUUGAAGGAUAUCUAAAAUUUGCACAAGAACUGUUGCAGCAUGGAGCAGAUAUGAAUGUGAUUAAUCAAAAAGGCGGCACUGCAUUGAUGAAUGCAUCGAUGGGAGGACAUCUGGAAAUAGCACAAGAACUGUUGAAAAACGGAGCAGAUGUCAAUAUAGUUGAUGAAUGUGGCUACACAGCUUUGAUAUGGUCAUUGAUUGAAGAACAUCCUGAAAUUGCGCAAGAACUGCUGAAAAAUGGAGCAGAUGUCAAUAUAGUUGAUAAAUAUGGCUACACAGCAUUGAUAUGGGCAUCUAAUGGAGGCUUUAUAGAAGUAGCACAAGAACUGUUGAAGGACAUCUUGAAACAACUAAAGAAUUGUUGAAGAAUGGAGCAGACGUAAAUGCAGCUAAUCAAAAUGGCGAUACAGCAUUGAUACGAGUAUCAAGUGAAGGUCAUCUGAAAAUAGCACAGAAACUGUUAAAGAAUGGAGCAUUGAUACGGGCAUCGCAUGAAGGAUAUCCUGAC
Molecule: messenger RNA, 891 nt
Organism: Dalotia coriaria
Lineage: Eukaryota; Metazoa; Arthropoda; Insecta; Coleoptera; Staphylinidae
Product: kinase D-interacting substrate of 220 kDa-like
Exons: 2
Coding region: 95-748 (217 amino acids)
Molecular function (GO): protein kinase regulator activity; PDZ domain binding
Source: RefSeq, a predicted model, not a curated record